CCCUUUUGCUUAUCUUCUCUUCUAAAACUCUUAUUUACCCAAAAAACAAAACUCCCAAACCAAAGGCAAAACCAUUGUUUUUCUUCGUUUCAAUCAGUGAGAGGAGUUUGAAGAAAGCGCAUGACGUCUGAGAAUUCUAGUGGAGGAAAAACAUCAAGAAAGAGGCGAAAUGGGUAUGUUUCAGUAGUGGACACUCUAAACAAGUGGAAGAAGUUGAAUAAUCAAUUGGAGGAUUUGGCUAAAGAUGGAGGAGUAGAGGAAACUCGUAAAGUUCCAGCUAAGGGCUCCAAGAAAGGUUGCAUGAGAGGGAAAGGAGGACCUCAGAAUUCAGAUUGCAAUUUUAGAGGUGUUAGACAGAGGACAUGGGGAAAAUGGGUAGCUGAAAUUAGAGAGCCAAUUGCAAGUAAUAAUAAUACCCGUUUGAAGAAGAAAGGCACUCGUUUAUGGCUUGGCACUUUCUCCACUGCUCACCAGGCAGCUCAUGCUUAUGAUGAAGCUGCCAAAGCCAUGUAUGGCCCGUUCGCUCGUCUUAAUUUUCCUGAUUCUUCUUCUCCUCUUAUGAAACCAUUAACGUCAGAGCAUUCUGAUACGAUAUCUCCUGUUGCUUCUUCCUCCUCUUCUUCUUCGUUCUUUAAUGGAGUACCUGCAGAGAAAAUGAAGGACUGUUAUUCAAUGGAAAAGCAAGAGAAUUGUGAGUAUGAAUCAAUGGAGGAACUGAAGGUGAAAGUGGAAGAAACAGAAAGAAGUAGAGUCAAUUAUACAGAUAUUAAACCCAAUUCAUUUUAUGAUUCUAACAUUGGGAACAGAUCAGAAGGAAAUAUGAAGGAAGGAUUAGCUGAUGUUCUAAGAAGCCAUGAUCAGAAUAGCCCUUCUGAGCUUUGUUUUAAAUUUGAAACUAUGAAUACAAAGGGCUGCAAUGACUUGAAUGGAUGCAAUCAGUAUGUGCUACAGAAGCUUCAGAGUGAUCCAUAUGCAAGAACUUACUGGAUUCCAGCCGGGUGGGAGAUCGGCGAUCUCGGGUCUGCGACGGUGAUGGAAGCAAAGCCAAUGGAGAUUGAGAGCUACGGAGACUGUAUGGCCUUCAACCGUGAUCUGGGUUUGUUGCUGGAUCGGCAAAAACACAUGGGAGUUGGUGACCAGAGAGUUGAUGAUUGCAACAACUUUGAGUUUUUGAGACCUGAUUAUGAUUUUGGGUUGGAGGAGGAACGAAAGUGGCUUGAUUUAUGCUUCCAUGGAUGAAGAUUGAAAGUUUAGGCAGGGUAGUUUUUUUUUUUUUUUUGGUUACAAUUAUAUUCUCUUUUGAGCGUACAUACUAGUUUCAUUUUCUUCUCCUUUUUGUAGACCCCUGUUCUUUUGUGCACCUUCAAUAACAUGAGAUAUUAGAAUGAA
This is a messenger RNA of Cucumis sativus (cucumber), 1389 nucleotides long. RefSeq names its product dehydration-responsive element-binding protein 2A-like. NCBI's taxonomy places the organism in Eukaryota, Viridiplantae, Streptophyta, Magnoliopsida, Cucurbitales, Cucurbitaceae. Gene Ontology annotation, molecular function: DNA-binding transcription factor activity; transcription cis-regulatory region binding. The transcript has 2 exons. The record is from RefSeq and is a predicted model, not a curated record. The coding region runs from base 121 to 1239 and encodes 372 amino acids. Gene Ontology annotation, cellular component: nucleus. Gene Ontology annotation, biological process: response to stress; positive regulation of DNA-templated transcription.